This is a messenger RNA of Oncorhynchus nerka (sockeye salmon), 3598 nucleotides long. Its product is annotated as PRA1 family protein 2-like. Gene Ontology annotation, cellular component: membrane. Bases 101 to 643 code for a protein of 180 amino acids. The transcript is spliced from 3 exons. NCBI's taxonomy places the organism in Eukaryota, Metazoa, Chordata, Actinopteri, Salmoniformes, Salmonidae. The record is from RefSeq and is a predicted model, not a curated record.
AAUAUGGGGGCAGUUGAUUAUCCUAAGCAAGUCCGCAAACCGAACACGCCCCCUACCAUGCUUUGAAUUAUGGGAGAUGUGGUCUGUUAUUUGAUUGAACAUGGAAAAAAUGGACGUGCAGCCGCCGCCUAUCCGAACCUUAGAUGAUUUUGUUUUGAGCUCGGCUCAGUUCGCCGUGCCAGAUAUUCGUAAUCUGGAGAGAUGGAACAAUCGGAUCAUAAACAACUUGCUGUAUUACCAGUCCAACUAUUUCGUCUCGUUUUUGACCAUCCUGGGAAUAGUAGGUUAUUUCCAGCCCUUCAACCUCUUCUUGGGGGCCACAGUUGUGACAUUGAUAUUCAUGGGGUUUGUAUGGGCAGCAGAGAACCAGGCCCCCAUUAGACGGUUCCGCCGGAACCACCCGUCCCUGGCCCUGGGUGCCAUUCUGGGGGCCAGCUACCUCUUCCUCACAGUGCUUGGGGGAGUGGCCGUCUUCCUCUUUGGCAUAGCCUUCCCCAUCUUAUUGAUAUUGAUCCACGCCUCUGUUAGACUGCGGAGCCUCAAGAACAAGUUGGAGAACAAGCUGGAGAGCAUUGGUUUGAAGAGAACACCUAUGGGGCUCCUAUUGGAGUCACUAGGACAGGAACAGGAAGCUGGAUCUUAGAGGGGGAGGAGAGGAGGAAAAAAGGAGAUAUGUGCCCUGUUCUAUUUCAGUCUCUUGCCUCUUGCUCCUUUGGUAUGCCCAAAUCUGAAAGGAAUGGAUGAAGCAAUAUGGUGAUGAAGCUAAACUCCAUCAUAUAUCCUGUCCUGCCCAGAUAUGUAAUCACAGGGGUAGGUGCCAGAGACUUAAAUGGAAUGGGGCCUCUCAUACUGAGUGCACGAAAAGUAGAGGAAGAGAGGAGGGAAGUAAAGCAAAGAUGCAAUGAUUGUUAUGAUUUCUCAGUGUCACAAAGGUGGUGUAACAGAUUGUAAAUUCUGUGGAAUCUAUUUGGCCUAUGUAAUGCACACACUAACUGAUGUGGGUUCUUCCACCGCGAUGUAAGUCAUUUUGCACCCCUUGACAAGUUCCUGAUAUAGAGUUUACAUUGUAUCGUCAGAAAAAGACAAAAAAAAGACAUUGUGCGCUGAAAAUCUGCGCUGAGAAGUAAACGUGGCCUCCUAACAGACGUGUGUUGUAAGUGCUACAAUAAGAUGGUUUUUAAAAUGCAAUUUUACGCCAGUGUUAUGGUUACAAAAAAUGAUUUUACAUAGAAACCUAAAGGUGUUUGAUGAGUCACUACUCUGUGACUCCUGACCACACUGCUUUUUGUGUUAUUGUACAUCUUCUACUAUUGUUGGGUUUUGCAAUUUAAUGCAGUUGAAAGUUUAAAUGUGUUUUGGGAUGGAAGGGUAACAGUGGAUCAUCUGUAUGCUUUGAAUAGAAAUAUAAUUAAUUCUACUUCUAUAAUUUUAUUAUGCCAAGAAUGUUUACCGGGAUUAUUUAUGCCUCUGUCCACGCAUUAUUUGGUGCCAAGAACAUUAAUGUCAGUCUGCCUUCAUUGUUUAAAAUUCUAUUCAAUUGAGAAUAUUUUAUAUUUCUUUGAUCAUUGCCUUCUAUGGACUUAAUGUGUGCUUUUUUUUUACAAUGCUGUCAACAUGUAUUUACACUUAAUUUACUAAAUAAUAUACCUUACAUCUGCAAUAUCUUGUCAUUAUGUUAUUCUGCAAUCAGCCUAUUAUAAAUGAUUCGAUUUAACGAUCAAAUUCGAAGAAUAGAUACAGGCAUGGCCAAAGGUUUUGAGAAUGACACAAAUAUUCAUUUUCACAAAGUUUGCUGCCUCAGUGUCUAGAUAUUUUUGACAUAUGUUACUAUGGAAUACUGAAAUAUAAUUACAAGGAUUUAAUAAGUGUCAAAGGCUUUUAUUGACAAUUACAUGAAGUUGAUGCAAAGAGUCAAUACUUGCAGUGUUGACCCUUCUUUUUCAAGACCUCUGCAAUCCACCCUGGCAUGCUGUCAAUUAGCUUCUGGGCCACAUCCUGACUGAUGGCAGCCCAUUCUUGCAUAAUCAAUGCUUGGAGUUUGUCAGAAUUUGUGGGGUUUUGUUUGUCCACUUGCCUCUUGAGUAUUGACCACAAGUUCUCAAUGGGAUUAAGGUCUGGAGAGUUUCCUGGCCAUGGACCCAAAAUAUCAAUGUUUUGUUCCCCGAGCCACUUAGUUUUCACUUUUGCCUUAUGGCAAGGUGCUCCAACAUGCUGGAAAAGGCAUUGUUCAUCACCAAACUGUUCCUGGAUGGUUGGGAGAAGUUGCUCUCAGAGGAUGUGUUGGUACCAUUCAUUAUUCAUGGCUGUGUUCUUAGGCAUAAUUGUGAGUGAGCCCACUCCCUUGGCUGAGAAGCAACCCCACAUAUGAAUGGUCUCAGGAUGCUUUACUGUUGGCAUGACACAGGACUGAUGGUAGCGCUCACCUUGUCUUCUCCGGACAAGAUUUUUUCCGGAUGCCCCAAACAAUCGGAAAGGGGAUUCAUCAGAGAAAAUGACUUUACCCCAGUCCUCAGCAGUCCAAUCCCUGUACCUUUUGCAGAAUAUCAGUCUGUCCCUGAUGUUUUUCCUGGAGAGAAGUGGCUUCUUUGCUGCCCUUCUUGACACCAGGCCAUCCUCCAAAUGUGUUUGCCUCACUGUGCGUGCAGAUGCCUGCUGCCAUUCCUGAGCAAGCUCUGUACUGGUGGUGCCCCGAUCCCACAGCUAAAUAAACUUUAGGAGACGGUCCUGGCACUUUCUGGACUUUCUUGGGCGCCAUGAAGCCUUCUUCACAACAGUCGCUCUAGAUAAGAGCGUCUGCUAAAUGACUUAAAUGUAAAUGUAAUUGAACCGCUCUCCUUGAAGUUCUUGAUGAUCCGAUAAAUUGUUGAUUUAGGUGCAAUCUUACUGGCAGUAAUAUCCUUGCAUGUGAAGCCCUUUUUUUGCAAAGCAAGGAUGACGGCACGUGUUUCCUUGCAGGUAACCAUGGUUGACAGAGGAAUAACAAUGAUUCCAGGCACCACCCUCCUUUUGAACCUUCCAAUCUGUUAUUUGAACUCAAUCAGCAUGACAGAGUGAUCUCCAGCCUUGUCUUCGUCAACACUCACACCUGUGUUAACGAGAGAAUCACUGACAUGAUGUCAGCUGGUCCUUUUGUGGCAGGGCUGAAAUGCAGUGGAAAUGUUUUUUUGGGGGAUUCAGUUAAUUUGCAUGGCAAAGAGGGACUUUGAAGUUAAUUGCAAUUCAUCUGAUCACUCUUCAUAAUAUUCUGGAGUUUAUGCAAAUUGCUAUCAAACUGAGGCAGCAGACUUUGGGAAAAUUAAUAUUUGUGUCAUUCUCAAAACUUUUGGCCAUGACUGUACAUCCUGCCUGGUCACACAAUAACAACUGAAAACAUGCACCAGCAGAGGUCAGCAGAGGCAAGCACGGAGGGACCCAAAUAUUCUGUGCAGCAUGCUAAUGUUAUUAAUGAUAAAAUAUACAAAUGAGUUUGAGGACCACACAACAUGUCAUCAUGUGAGUCCCAGUUUACUUCGAUAUGAUGGUUAUUUUAUCAAUAUUUGUGCAUAAAAGCAUUUCCACUGCCAUUUCUCGCAUAAUAAAUUUUACCAACACAAAAAGA